This is a messenger RNA of Papaver somniferum (opium poppy), 1209 nucleotides long. RefSeq lists its product as uncharacterized. The record is from RefSeq and is a predicted model, not a curated record. Lineage: Eukaryota; Viridiplantae; Streptophyta; Magnoliopsida; Ranunculales; Papaveraceae. The coding region runs from base 1 to 1209 and encodes 402 amino acids. The transcript is spliced from 2 exons.
AUGGAAGCAAUUAGUGCAAUGCAAAAACCUUGGUUAGCCAUUGGUGACUUCAAUGCAAUCAUUUCAUUGGAAGAAAAACAAGGAGGUAGAAGACCUAGCAGAAGAGCAAUGAUGGAUUUUUUUAAUUGUUUGGAUAAGUGUGAACUGCUACAAGCUCCCAAGUCUGGAUUGCAAUUCUCUUGGUCUAAUUGUCAGCAAGGAGGUUGUGUUAACAUUCCAAAACCACUUAAUGUGCCAAAAAAGUUUCAGAAAGUUUGGUUAUCUCAUCCUCAUUUUAUGGAAGUUGUUCAAAGUUGCUGGUCUGAAGUUGUUACAGGAGAUCCAGCUUUUGUGUUUCAAAGUAAGAUGAAAAAGUUGAAGAAAGUUCUAAAUGAUCGGAACUGGAGUAUUUUUGGUAAUAUUAAUGUUCAAAUAAAAGAAGCUGAAGUUCAAGUCAAAGAUGCAAUGAUUAUGUCAGAUGCUAAUCCAUUUGACAUUGAUAUUCUUGACACUCUUGUUGAUGCUCAAAAUAAGUACAACUCUAAAGAAGUUCAAUUAAAUACCCUGUUGAAACAAAAAGCAAGAAUAAGAUGGGUUAAAGAGGGAGCAUCUAAUACCAUUUUUUUACACACAAGUUUGAAGAUAAGGCAAGGAAGAAAUUUUAUUAGUGAGAUUGAGGAUGGAAAUGGCAAUAUUUUAUCAGAUCAAGGAAAGAUAGCUGAAGUUUUGGUUAAGAAUUAUGAGGAAAAAUUUGCAUUUCAUCCAUUUUCAAUAGAAGAUUCUUUACUUAAUGCAAUUCCAGAAGUUAUCACUCAAGAAGAUCAAGACAUGCUUGAUAAACUUCCAGUUGAAGAGGAAAUUAGAAUUACAAUUUUUAAUAUGGAUCCUGAUAGUUCUCCAGGCCCAGAUGGAUUUUCAGGAUGCUUUUAUAGAGCUUGUUGGCACAUAAUUGGUGAAGAUGUAGUGCAUACCAUUCAAUUUUGCUGGAAUAGGAAAUUCAUUCCUAAAGGUUUGAACUCUAAUUUCUUGUUUUUAUUGCCUAAAACUGAAGGUGUUAGAUCUCUCAAUCAGUUCAGACCUAUAGGGCUAAGCAAUGUAAGCUACAAAAUCUUUACAAAAAUAAUUACAGCAAGAUUAAGUACUUUGUUGGUUAAGUUGAUUUCUCUUCAACAAGCUGCUUAUGUUAAGGGUAGAUGCAUACAAGAGCAAAUUUAUUGGAUUCAGAGUUAG